This is a messenger RNA of Symbiodinium natans, 708 nucleotides long. NCBI's taxonomy places the organism in Eukaryota, Dinophyceae, Suessiales, Symbiodiniaceae. The record is from the annotation of a GenBank genome assembly.
AUGGUUACUGGCUCAACGGAUGGCAUUGGAAAGUUUACAGCAGAGCAGCUGGCCAAGCUAGGCUCCACGGUCAUCAUCCAUGGCCGCAAUCCUCGCAAGAUCGAGGCUACAAUAGCGGAACUGCAGCGCUUGGCGCCCCAUGCCAAGUUGCACGGCGUCCAGGCAGACCUCAGCCUGAUGUCGGAAGUCCGCCGGUUGGGCGAGGAGGUGGCCGAAAAGUUCCCUCAGAUUCAUGGUCUUCUGAACAAUGCUGGCACCUUUGAUGGCGACUACACGGGGCGGCGUGUAGAGACCGAGGAGGGCAAUGAAUAUUCCCUUGCGGUUAAUGUCAUGGCACCCUUUUUGCUCACAUCGCUUCUCAUGAAGACGGUCAAGGCAUCUGGUGCAGGGCGCAUCAUGGUGACGUCUUCGGUUUCCAAGGGCAGUGGCGAUGCCUUGAAUGACCUGCAGCUGCAGUCUGGGUGGUCUGGUCACCGCGCCUACUCCCUCAGCAAGCUAUGUGAUGCCAUGAUGAUCGUCGAGAUGGAUCGCCGGUAUGGGGACGCCCCGAGGCUAUGUUUCCAUACCAUGGACCCCGGCACAGUCGACACGAAGAUGCUUCGCGCUGGCUGGUGGUCAGGGGGAAGCUCUGUACGGACCGCUACGUCCGCGGGCAGCACCAUGGGACCUGGGAAUUGUCUUCCACGGGCAGCGCUGCACCAGCAGUAG